Eruca vesicaria subsp. sativa (arugula) is the source of this 276-nucleotide messenger RNA. The record is from the annotation of a GenBank genome assembly. NCBI's taxonomy places the organism in Eukaryota, Viridiplantae, Streptophyta, Magnoliopsida, Brassicales, Brassicaceae.
AUGGGAGUGUUCAUUGCCUGUUACUACCUUCUACUCUGCUAUAGAGUGUUCACUGCCUAUUAUUUCCUGAUUUUCACCAUGGUUGUGGUUUCAGAUCUUAAUUGUCACCACUCUUUUGAAACCAAUUUCAACUUCCCUAUUACCAUGGCCCAGCAUCUUGUACCAAUCACAAGCAUUAGAUCACUGAUUGUGUUCUUUGUUUCCCAUGGCGUCAUUCCACUGCUUAAGCCUAGUGUUGUCGAGAUACGAGGACGUCUGUCCAAUCAAAGUUGUUAG